Molecule: messenger RNA, 1889 nt
Organism: Plectropomus leopardus (leopard coralgrouper)
Lineage: Eukaryota; Metazoa; Chordata; Actinopteri; Perciformes; Serranidae
Product: carbohydrate sulfotransferase 12-like
Biological process (GO): carbohydrate biosynthetic process; proteoglycan biosynthetic process
Cellular component (GO): membrane
Molecular function (GO): sulfotransferase activity
Source: RefSeq, a predicted model, not a curated record
CGAGAUUUUGCUUCAUUCUGGAGAGAGCAGACCGCCACAGUCCUGUCGUGCCCACCCGGCGGUCUCAUCACCGGGCUGACGGACACACCGAGCAGGCGACAAAGGGCUGUCCGACCGGCACCAUGGAGCUCAUCAGCCGGUUGCAGCCAGCAAGCAGGAAGUGUGUCCUUCCGCGAUAGACAGUCACCAUGGAGCUAAGAUAACCUCUUCCUCUUUUCUUCACCAAUCACGGCUCUUGAAUAAGUGCAAUCAUGGGAACAUGGCGUGGUCUACGGAUGGCGUUCAUUCUGGGGUCUUUGUUUAUGAUUCUGCUGAUCAUCGUGUACUGGGACGACGUCGGGGGCUUCAACCUCUACCCGCUGCAGGACCCCAAACACGAGUCGCUUCACCCUCGGACAACUACUGGGCCCUUACACUCUACAUCCACCAGCAGAGCCCUGACCAGUUCGCGCUUCAUCAUCCCCACUACUGCUCCCACUACAACACUGGUCCCCGAGGAGACAGCGGAAGCAGCUGGGGAGCAUACAGAGGAGGAGGGGGUGGAAAAACAAGAACAGAGGAAGGAGGAAACCAGGGAGGAUGAGGAGGAGAGGAGUAUUACUGCUGUGGAUGAUAGGGAGCAGGAGGCGAGGAAACAGAGGAUCAUGGAUGUUUGUUCAGGAAAGGACGCUGUUGAAUUCCCUGGAAGGACUCGAGCAUUUGAGCAGAUCCCCAACAGGGAACUGGAUCAUCUGAUAGUGGAUGACACUCACCAGAUUAUCUACUGCUAUGUUCCCAAGGUGGCGUGCACCAACUGGAAGAGAGUGAUGGUGGUUCUAUCUCAGUCUCUGAUCUCGCCCUCCUCAGGAAAACCUUUCACUGACCCAGAGGCUGUACCUCCUGACCUCGUACACAACUCCUCUCUACACCUAACUUUUGCCAAGUUUUGGCGCCAUUAUGGUUCUCUCUCUCGCCACCUGAUGGCACUCAAGCUCCAGCACUACACCAAGUUUCUGUUUGUACGAGACCCUUUUGUCCGUCUAAUCUCGGCCUUCAGGAACAAGUUUGGAAGGCCAAAUGAGGACUUCUACAAGCAGUUUGGUUCUGUCAUGCUGCGUCGUUAUGGCAAUGUGUCAGGCAGUUUGCCCGAGAGAGCGGCUGAGGCGUUUGCAGCUGGAAUCAAACCGACAUUUCAGCAGUUUAUCACAUACCUGCUGGAUCCAGAGACGGAGAGGGAGAGUAUCUUCAACGAACACUGGCGGCAGGUGUACCGUCUGUGCCAUCCAUGCCAGGUGAAGUAUGACUUCAUUGGACGAUUAGAAACCCUGGAAACGGACGCGGAGCAUCUGCUGAAGCUUUUGGAGGUGGAUCAUCUGAUACGUUUCCCCUCAGGGGCUCGGAACCGCACAGCAGCCAGCUGGGAAAGAGACUGGUUUAGACAGAUUCCCAUGGCAAUGAGGAGAGAACUGUACAAGCUGUACGAACCAGACUUUGAGCUGUUUGGCUAUCCCAAACCUGACAGCAUGCUCCACCAGUAGACCACACCGAUCCAAAGGCCUGGGCACUGCACUGUGCACAGAGCCCAUCGCUCAACUACCUGCACACAGCCGGCAAAUGCCUUUAAACACGAGUCUAUGAUGCUGUUUGUUUUAUUUGUUUUGUGCAUACCUCAAAUGACAGAAGUGCCUGCCAGUAUUAUUUUAUUGUUGUCAUCAUGUCAUAUGUAAAGCACACCUGCUUACAAGCUGCAUUAUCCCAGUCUGUUUUCCCCAUGUAAAGGCACUUUGGAUAGUAUUUUGUGAAUAGUAUUUUGUUAAGUUAAAGGGAAUGGACUGGGGCUAAUGGCUGACUCACAUCUCUCUGAAGGGAAACGUGUUACAGAGAAAUAAAGUGUUUUUGUAAAUGUCUUA